UGUUUUCCGACGCUCCUGGAUGAGAAGGAGUCACUCCAUGUCGACAAGACGCGCUCUUCCGACUGAAACGAGGACUUUUAUUUCCGUCCCAGCAGUCUGAGCCCUAACAGCGCGAGGACAAACUUCUGGCUGAGGUGACGUCACCCAGCGGAGGAGGCAGGACAGAUGCGCCGAACUCAGGAAUGGCUACAGAAGUAUGGCUACCUUCACCACACAGAACCAGGAAUGUCCGUCCUACGCUCGACAAAAAGCAUGCACUCAGCCAUCGCUGCCAUGCAGCGCAUCUACGGUCUCAAUGUCACCGGGACACUGGAUAAGACCACCAAAGAUUGGAUGGAGAGACCACGCUGCGGAGUUCCUGACAAGUUAAAAAGCGUCACAAGGUCACGGAGGCGGAGAUUCGCGCUGACAGGACAGAAGUGGCAACGCACACACAUAACCUACAGCAUCAAAAAUAUCACACCAAAGGUGGGCUCCCGAGAGACUCACGAUGCCAUUCGACGUGCGUUUGACGUGUGGCAGGGUGUGACUCCUCUGCGCUUCGAGGCCGUUCCGUUCAGCGCCCUGGAGACCGGCAGACGUGACGUGGACAUCACCAUCAUCUUCGCUUCGGGCUUUCACGGCGACAGCUCACCUUUCGACGGGGAGGGCGGUUUUCUCGCUCACGCUUACUUCCCAGGCCCGGGCAUAGGAGGGGACACGCACUUCGACUCAGAUGAGCCGUGGACCCUGGGGAACCCCAACCACGAUGGCAACGACCUGUUCCUGGUUGCAGUCCAUGAGCUGGGCCACGCCCUCGGGCUGGAGCACUCCAGCGACCCGACAGCCAUCAUGGCUCCUUUCUAUCAGUACAUGGACACGGAGAACUUCAAACUACCUCACGAUGAUCUGCAGGGCAUCCAGAAAAUCUAUGGACCACCAGAUAAAGCUCCACAGCCCACGAGACCGCCUCCCACGGCUCCUCCUCCUCGCUUUCACCCUCCCUCAGAUCCCCGAAAACAGGAUCGCCACGCCAGACCCCACCGCCCUCCACAGGGGGCCAAACCGUCCAACCCCAACGCUAAACCUAACAUCUGUGAUGGAGGCUUCAACACUCUGGCCAUCCUCCGACAGGAGCUGUUUGUCUUCAAGGACCAGUGGUUCUGGAGGGUCCGGGACAACUCGGUGGUUCCAGGGUAUCCCAUGCAGAUCAACUUCUUCUGGAAAGGCCUGCCUGCUAAAAUCGACGCCGUGUACGAAAACAGCGAAGGAAAGUUUGUUUUUUUUAAAGGAAACCGUUUCUGGGUGUUCAAAGAUACCACUCUGCAGCCUUCGUACCCUCAGGACAUCUCUCUGUUCGGGAGCGGCAUGCAAACAGAGAGUAUCGAGACAGCUGUCUGGUGGGAAGAUGUCGCCAAGACCUACUUCUUCAAAGGAGACAGAUACUGGCGGUAUAACGAGGACAUGAGGACGAUGGACCCAGGUUACCCCAAGUCCAUCACUGUCUGGAAGGGCAUCCCUGACUCACCACAGGGGGCGUUCGUGGACAAGACCAAUGGUAUGACGAAUGCCAAAGGACUUGAUGGCUUUACCUACUUCUACAAGGGGAAAGAGUACUGGAAGUUCAACAACCAGCUGCUUCGUGUGGAGCCUGGCUACCCCAGGUCCAUUCUGAGGGACUUCAUGGGCUGUGACGGCCUGCCGGCCGACCCCGACUGGGACUGGAGUCUCCCGGUGGCAGAGGAGCGCCACUACGACACCGGCGACGUGGACGUCGUCAUGAAACCGGACAGCGCGGGGGGCACGGAGAAAGCCGUGGCCAUCGCCAUCCCCUGCGUUCUGGCGCUGUGCAUGAUGGUCCUCCUCUACACCGUUUUCCAGUUCAGGAGGAAGAGCACGCAACGGCACAUACUGUACUGCAAGCGCUCCAUGCAGGAGUGGGUCUGAGGGACUGUUAUUGCACUGUACAGCAGGGACCGGGGGUUCGGGGGAGUGGUGGAACUCUGAUAAAGAUCUAGUUGUUGCUUGAAGCCCUAUAAUUUAAAGCACUAUAGAGAACAUGAAAUCUGCCCCUUUUUUCGGGCAGAUUUCUGAACUGCUGGAAUAUGUUAACAUGCAAACUGCAAGGAAGGAGUCCUAACAGCAGAACUCAACAAAGACAGUGGCAGAGCUGCAUCUCCUUUGUCCAACGUAUAUGUAUGUAUCUGCUUUGAGUUUUUUUUUUUCUGUAUCUUGGAAUGAACUCAAUUAAAUGAGACAGAAUUAAGCCACUGUAA
This is a messenger RNA of Austrofundulus limnaeus, 2255 nucleotides long. It is a transcript of the gene mmp16b, whose product is annotated as matrix metallopeptidase 16b (membrane-inserted). Lineage: Eukaryota; Metazoa; Chordata; Actinopteri; Cyprinodontiformes; Rivulidae. Gene Ontology annotation, cellular component: plasma membrane; extracellular matrix. The record is from RefSeq and is a predicted model, not a curated record. Gene Ontology annotation, biological process: collagen catabolic process; proteolysis; skeletal system development. The coding region runs from base 166 to 1926 and encodes 586 amino acids. Gene Ontology annotation, molecular function: metalloendopeptidase activity; zinc ion binding. The transcript has 11 exons.